Messenger RNA from Eruca vesicaria subsp. sativa (arugula), 1791 nucleotides. The record is from the annotation of a GenBank genome assembly. Lineage: Eukaryota; Viridiplantae; Streptophyta; Magnoliopsida; Brassicales; Brassicaceae.
AUGUCAUCAAGUCUGCCAAUAAGACGGACCGAUGGUGUACCCAAUGGAGCAUUCAGGACUUUUGGCCUCUACUGGUGCUACCAUUGUCAUCGUACGGUCAGGAUUGCAUCAUCUAACCCCUCAGAGAUCGCGUGCCCUCGAUGCUUAAGGCAAUUUGUUGUAGAAAUCGAGAUGAGACGGCCUCGAAUCGCUUUCACUCAUGCCGUUCCACCUUUCGAUGCUUCUCCUGACGCACGUCUUCUCGAAGCUCUAUCACUCAUGUUUGAUACUCCAAUCAUAGGUAGAUUCGGUGAAGACCCAUUUGUCAGGGCAAGAUCCAGAAACGUGGAACAGGGACCAACACCCCUACCCCACCAUCGACGACGCCACAGCCUUGACAAUGAUAACAACGGCAGUUUACUACCUCCACCAAGAAGAACAUAUGUAAUACUACGGCCCACUGAUCCAACCAAUCCACUUGGAAACAGGAUUGAGCCAGCACCACCCAGACGUAUGAACCCACAUGAUUUCUUUACUGGAGGAUCAGGCUUAGAACAGCUGAUCGAACAGCUAACACAAGACGAUAGGCCUGGACCACCACCUGCACCAGAACCCACCAUUGAUGCGCUACCAACCGUAAAGAUUACAUCGAAACAUCUAACCAAUGACACAUCCCAAUGCACAGUGUGCAUGGAAGACUUCACUGUUGGCGGGGAAGCUACCGAACUACCAUGUAAACAUAUUUACCAUAAAAACUGUAUAACUCCAUGGCUAAGGCUUCACAAUUCAUGCCCAAUUUGCCGCCGUGAUCUGCCUUCGGUCAACACCACUAGUACAGAUUCUCAGGAAAGGGGCGAUUCUGUUAGAGAAGGGAUACCUGAAAGAAGGCGUUCUAGGUGGGUGCAACUCUGGAACAUUGGGCCUUUUAGAGGAAGGUAUCAGAGGGUUAGUCCAGAAGAAACAGCACAGAGGAACACUCGAGUUCAGUCGCAAUGGCCUCACUGUAAUAUCCUUUAAGCUACUUGGACUCAACCAUUACCAGAGGGAAGCAAAUGCAUUGAGCAAAACCAUUUACAACAAAUGGAUUAUUCAACCAUAACACUAAAACUGGAUCAAGUAGCUUCUGAAACAAAUAUAUGACUGGUUUGAAAUACACAGAAGCUACAAUAUUUACUCGCAAAACCUAGAGAGAUUUCACACAUUUUUAUACAUAUGCCACGAACAUAUUGUCCCAUCUGUUAUCUGCAAUUCAAAAGAAAAUACCAAAUACCAGUACUUUUGAUUUCAAAUUAACCAGUUUCAAACAGAAGAAAAUAGAAUAGAUUCAAUGCAAUUAUCUGCCAAAUAGCUUACGAUAGAGUACCGAAACCCAAAUAAAGUUCAGUAGAUUCAACAAAGGAGAUGCAUAAGAUUCUAUUUACAGUAGCGGUCGGCCUUCUUCUUGACUCGAUCGUCGAGAGCCUCUGCCACCGAAUCGAAGUUUGAUUUGGGAACGUAACCGAACUUCUUUGCCUCCACGGGGAAAAGCUCAUCGUACUUCCUCUUCUUCGCGGCGUCGAUAGAGUAGAGAUCGUCUUUAACAUCUGGGGCAGAGGAAGUGGCUGCACCGUCGGGAGCCAUCUUUUCCACACUGGCGCCGUCGAGCUUUUCCUUCUUCUUCUUUGGCUUCUUAUUCUUCUUGAUCUUGGCUAGAUCGCCUCCUUUAAACGCUAACCUUCCACCCUUCACCCUCUCGUAAGGAUCCGACAUAGCUUAGAUUCAGAACCGCUAUUCUCUCUCUCUCCGGAAUUUUUUCUUUGUAGACUACAAGCA